Messenger RNA from Brachypodium distachyon (stiff brome), 3631 nucleotides. RefSeq names its product pentatricopeptide repeat-containing protein At2g17140. Bases 33 to 2627 code for a protein of 864 amino acids. NCBI's taxonomy places the organism in Eukaryota, Viridiplantae, Streptophyta, Magnoliopsida, Poales, Poaceae. Gene Ontology annotation, molecular function: protein binding. The transcript is spliced from 8 exons. The record is from RefSeq and is a predicted model, not a curated record.
CCGGCGCCCCGGCCCGCGGCCGCCACCCUCCCAUGUCCACCGCCUCCUCCCUCCUCUUGCUCCUCCGCCGCAACGCCGCCGCGCCCGCCGUCGCGCUCCGCCUCUUCCUCCACCUCACAUCCCCCUCUGCCCCGCCGCCGCCGCGCGCCACCUCGUUCCUCUCGGGCCUCCUCGCCGCCGACCCGUCCUGCCACCCGCUCCUCCCGCGCCUCCUCCGCCACCUCCUCUCCCUCCCGGACCCGUCCCCGCACCUCCUCUCGCUCCUCUCCCCGCGCCACCGCAGCCCCUUCCCUCUCGCCUUCUCCCUCUCUGCCUUCCGCUCCCUCCGCGCGCUCGGCGGCGCGGCGCCGCCCACCCCGGUCUACAACCGCCUCCUCCUCGCCGCGCUGCGGGAGGACCGGCUCGACCUCGUCGAGGCGCUCUACAAGGACCUCCUCCUCGCCGGCGCGACACCUGACGUCUUCACCCGCAACGCCCUGCUGGAGGCGCUCAGCGCGGCCGGGCGCAUGGACCUCGCGCGCAGGGUGUUCGACGCGAUGCCCGCCCGGAACGAGUUCAGCUCGGGGAUCCUGGCACGUGGGUACUGCCGCGCGGGCAGGAGCGCAGAUGCUCUCGCGGUGCUCGACGCGAUGCCGGAGAUGAAUUUGGUUGUCUGCAACACGGUGGUGGCUGGGUUCUGCCGGGAGGGCCGGGUGGAUGAGGCCGAGAGGCUGGUUGACCGGAUGCGGGCGCAGGGGCUCGCGCCCAAUGUGGUCACGUUCAACGGGAGGAUCUCUGCGCUCUGCAAGGCCGGGCGGGUGCUGGAGGCGUACAGGAUAUUCAACGACAUGCAGGAGGCGUGGGAGCAGGGCCUGCCGCGGCCUGACCAGGUCACCUUCGACGUGAUGCUGAGCGGGUUUUGUGAUGCGGGGAUGGUGGACGAAGCAACGGUGCUGGUGGAUAUUAUGAGAUGUGGCGGGUUUCUCAGGAAGGUUGAGAGUUACAACCGCUGGUUGUCAGGAUUGGUGAAGAAUGGGAGGGUCGGGGAGGCGCAAGAGUUGCUCAGCGAGAUGGCUCACGAGGGCGUCCAGCCUAAUAGCUAUACGUACAAUAUCAUUGUUGAUGGGUUGUGCAAGGAGGGCAAAGCGUUUGAUGUGAGGAGAGUGGAGGAUUUUGUGAGGAGUGGUGUGAUGACACCGGAUGUUGUGACUUAUACUAGUUUGCUCCAUGCUUAUUGCUCGAAGGGCAACACUACUGCCGCCAAUAGGAUUCUUGAUGAGAUGGCACAGAAGGGGUGUGCCCCGAAUUUGUUCACCUACAAUGUUUUGCUGCAGAGUUUAUUGAAAGCCGGUAGGACUACAGAGGUAGAAAGAUUGUUAGAGAGGAUGAGUGAGAAAGGAUAUAGCUUGGAUACCGCGAGCUGCAAUAUAAUUAUUGAUGGGCUGUGCAGAAACAGUAAAUUAGAGAUGGCUAUGGACAUUGUCGAUGGAAUGUGGAACGAAGGAAGAUUGGCUCUCCGCAGAUUGGGUAAUUCAUUUGUAAGUUUAGUUAGUGAUUCAUCCAUCAGCAAAAGUUGUCUUCCUGACCGAAUCACGUACUCAACUUUGAUGAAUGCAUUGUGCAAAGAAGGAAGAUUUGAUGAAGCAAAGAAAAAAUUAGUUGAGAUGAUAGGAAAAGAUAUCUCUCCUGAUUCAGUUAUAUAUGAUACCUUUAUUCACGGGUACUGCAUGCAUGGAAAGACCUCUUUGGCCAUUAAGGUUCUGAGAGACAUGGAGAAGAGAAGUUGCAACCCGAGCACAAGGUCAUACAACUUGUUGAUUUGGGGAUUUCAAGAAAAACAAAAGUCAGAUGAAAUUCUUAAAUUGAUGAGUGAAAUGAAGGAGAAGGGGAUUUCUUCUAAUGUCAUGACCUACAAUAGCUUGAUAAAAUCAUUUUGUGGAAGAGGAAUGGUGAACAAGGCAAUGCCUUUGUUAGACGAAAUGUUACAGAAUGAAAUAGUUCCUAAUGUUACUUCUUUUGGCUUGUUGAUUAAGGCUUUUUGCAAGACUGCAGAUUUCUCUGCAGCUCAGCGAGUAUUUGAUGUUGCUUUGAGUACAUGUGGUCAGAAGGAGGUGCUCUAUUGCUUAAUGUGCACUGAACUCUCCACUUAUGCUAGAUGGAUAGAAGCCAAGAACAUUCUAGAAACAGCACUUGAAAUGAGAAUCUCUAUCCAAAGUUUCCCAUACAAGCGGAUAAUCGCAGGGCUCUGUGACGUUUCUGAGGCAGACCACGCACAUAGUCUACUCAAGUUGUUUAUAGCUAAAGGUUAUUCAUUUGAUCCAGCAACAUUCAUGCCUGUCAUAGAUGCAUUAAGUGAAAGUGGAAAAAAGCAUGAUGCUGAUAUGCUGUCAGAAAAGAUGAUGGAAAUAGCAGAUUGUAAUGAUGGUCAAUCUGCUGUUUCUGGUGUGGUUACCCCUAGAAGCCGGAAGCAUGAGCAGGACAAGUAUGCUGAAAGUGAUUGGCAUGCUCUUCUGCACAGAGAUGACAGUGCCCGCACGAUAAUGAAAAUUACCAACAGAGUGCGAACAGGAUGGGGUCAAAGAGGCAACAUCCAUGAACAUAAACGGCAACAGGAUGAUGACAUUUAUGUACUGGAGAACAUUGGCUGAGUAAGUCUCUCAUCAACCAGACCCCUAAGCAAUGGCAUGUACGAAAAGUUUGAGAAAUUGCUUGUGACUACGAAAGAUUAUGUGUUGAAAGCUUCAAUAUGUCUGUGCUGAUUGCUAACCACAUCAAGGUUAUUCCUGCUGGACAAUUGUUGGUUUAUACAUCGUUGUAGCCCUAAGUUCUUUGUUUGCAAAAUAGUUGCAGGGAAUGGGAUAAUCAUUUGGAAUUAUUUGUUUGGCUGUGCAGGCAGAGCUGAUGAUUAAAGCUAUUGUUUGAAGAAAGGUUGUUGAGGAGAUCUCAUCCUAUCUCUGGUCAGAGUGCUUAUGAUCAGAAACCAAUGUUCCACACUGGUCUGAGAUGUGAAUUGUGAUUCACUAACGUUUUGAAAGAAUCGUUGUCAACUGAUGUUAGUACACAGCAACAUGAUCGCAAACUCGCAACUGGAAUGAAUGAAUUCCUGCUCUUGAAUGCAGUACGUCACCUAUUUACCAACCGUGAACCAAUGAAACAAGAGAGCUGGUGUGCAUCGACGUCUGAAGCCCACGCGGAAGCUAGCUAGACGCUCAUCCAACUAUAAACAACUUUCUUCUGGUCCUUGCUUGCGUGAUGCAUUAGGCAUUUGCCCCACCGCUUCUCUCCGACCACAAACAACCUGCUUUCUGCAAACCGCCUUUACAACUUGCUAUAAUUGGGGGCCACUUACACGUGCUCGUGGUGUGGCCAUCGUCUACCUUAAGCCAAGGGGUGAGCCGGGAUUGAGGCCUCCGGGAUGGACAUCGCCGGCCUCCCUUCAGACCUCCUGGUGGAGGUGACUGCGAGGAUCGCUGAGCGGUCCGCGACGCCGCUCGACGACAUCGUCAACCUCAGGCGAUCCAUAAGCUAUGUCCUGCAGGUGCAAGGUGUUCCGCGACGCUACAGCGGCAAGGGAGGUGGGCCGGUGCAUGGCGGUGCACAAGGAGUGGCGGCUGCACUGGUGGGACACGACGAGGUUCCUCUCCGUGCUCCG